AUGGUCAAACUACAAAGACAUGCAUCAAAUGCCUGGAUAAUAAGAGGGCGUCACUGGGAACGUAGGGGAUGCCCCCAUGGUAGGCGGAGAUCCCAGUGUAAAGACUGUGAAGGAAAUAAAAUAUGCCACCAUGAAAGUGUGAGGGCCUAUUGUAAGGUGUGCAAGGGCAGUCAGAUUUGCGAGCAUGAAAAACAGAGUUCCCAAUGUAAAGAGUGCAAGGGUAGUAAAAUCUGCCAGCAUGAAAGGGUGAGGUCUCAAUGUAAAGAGGACAAGGGUAGUCAAAUCUGCCAGCAUGAACGGAGAAAAGCUUGCUGUAAAGAAUGCAAGGGUAGUCAGAUUUGCCCACAUAAAAGGAUAAGGUAUCGCUGCAAGGAAUGCAAGAAGAGCAAACAGUCAGAGGGAACCAGGAGCUGCUCAAAAUGUAAAAAAGUGUUGGCCCUAGAUGAAUUUAGGGUGUUGAAUAAUUGA
This is a messenger RNA of Hydractinia symbiolongicarpus, 468 nucleotides long. RefSeq lists its product as uncharacterized. The transcript has a single exon. The coding region runs from base 1 to 468 and encodes 155 amino acids. NCBI's taxonomy places the organism in Eukaryota, Metazoa, Cnidaria, Hydrozoa, Anthoathecata, Hydractiniidae. The record is from RefSeq and is a predicted model, not a curated record.